AUGCAGGUAAAUGCUUCCAAUCACGGCUUCAAGGCCAUCAUCGAUCAAUUUCGACCGGAUCUACAGAAGUUCGAGCAACUUUAUCGCCAGAUACACGCUUGUCCUGAACUAUCCGGCCAGGAAGAGGAGACGUCCAAAAUUGCCGCUGACUUUCUCCAGGGCUAUGGAUUCGAAGUAUACACUUACAUCGGUGGGUAUGGCGUCGCCGGUGUCCUCCGAAAUGGAUCCGGCCCAACGGUCCUGUUACGGGCAGACAUGGACGCCUUGCCCGUCCAGGAGAAGACAGGCUUGCCAUAUACAAGCCAGAAAACCGUCAGGAACAAUGAAGGGGAAGAAAUACCCGUGAUGCAUGCCUGUGGACAUGAUAUCCACGUUGUAGCGCUGAUGGGAAGUGCUCAACUUCUUCAUGAAGCCCGCCAACGGUGGUCAGGCACACUGAUCUGUAUCUUCCAGCCAGCCGAGGAAACUGUGAGCGGCGCUCAAGCCAUGGUUGACGAUGGCUUAUAUGAAAAAGUCCCCAAACCAGACGUGGUUCUGGCCCAGCAUCUCAUGCGCGCGAGAGAGGGGACCGUCUCCCUUCGGUCUGGCCGGCUAUUCACCGCUGGUGAUUCGUUUGACGUGCGCAUUUACGGCCGCGGCGGACAUGGCUCGGCGCCGCAGGCAUGCAUCAAUCCCAUUGUGAUAGGCGCGUCCAUCGUUACACGACUGCAGACUGUGGUGAGUUGCGAGGUGGCCCCCGAAGAAUUUGCGGUAGUCAGCUGUGGUAGCAUUCAAUCCGGUCACAAGGCAAACAUCAUCCCAGACCAGCUGGAUUUGAAACUCAAUAUCCGAACUUACAAUGCUGAGACAAGAGAGCGUGUGAUAUCGGCCAUCAAGCGCAUCAUAGAGGCCGAAUGCGAGGCGGGUGGGGCGAUUGAAAAACCGCUGAUCCAGUGCAACCAGUCCGUCCCAGCCACGAUCAACGACGACGCAACCGCCAAAACACUCCAGGCCACAUUCGGGUCCUACUUUAAAGAUAACCUGAUUGACGCUGGGCCCCUCUCAGCCAGUGAAGACUUCACGAUUCUGGCGACGGCGGUGGGGGCCCCGUACGUGAUGUGGCUAUUUGGCGGAGUCGACUCGAAGACCUGGGAUGAUGCGAUGGCGAAGGGAACUGUAGAUGAACUCCCCUAUAACCACUCGCCUUUCUUUGCUCCAACCAUUGAACCAACCGUCCAGACUGCCGUGGAUGCCAUGUCCAUCGGGGCGCUCACGUUCCUCAGGCAAAGAGUUUAA
This is a messenger RNA of Aspergillus tanneri, 1275 nucleotides long. Its product is annotated as putative zinc metallopeptidase. Gene Ontology annotation, molecular function: hydrolase activity. The record is from RefSeq and is a predicted model, not a curated record. The transcript is spliced from 2 exons. NCBI's taxonomy places the organism in Eukaryota, Fungi, Ascomycota, Eurotiomycetes, Eurotiales, Aspergillaceae. The coding region runs from base 1 to 1275 and encodes 424 amino acids.